Molecule: messenger RNA, 498 nt
Organism: Bipolaris oryzae ATCC 44560
Lineage: Eukaryota; Fungi; Ascomycota; Dothideomycetes; Pleosporales; Pleosporaceae
Exons: 1
Coding region: 1-498 (165 amino acids)
Source: RefSeq, a predicted model, not a curated record
AUGCCGUGGGGGGGAUGGAGUAUGCUAGUCUAUUCGUCCGUUGUUCAGCUUGGGGGAUCCACAUGCACCAGCCACUUUCGCUUCGCUCUAAAUGAAUUGUCCUCCAGUCAGUGUUUGGAGCGCAUGUCACAUACCACUUGGCGGUACGGGCCCUGUCCCCAGAUUGUUGAUGAGCGCCGCAUCUUCCUUCCAACUCUUGGCUCAAACACGCGAUUGCAUCAUAGCCAUUGCUGGAUCAACUUGCCGGCGAUCUUCCCCUGUUCCCCUGCUCCCCUAGGGGGAAGGCAGAAGUGUCGGUCGGCUUCGUUCCCGAAAGAAGGCACUGCUGUGCCUAGCACUGGUCCACGACUUGUCCUCAUGUCUUCAGCUCUUCACGCCCUUCCAAGACAAAGGGCUAGGCAUGCGCCAAGCGUGGCACAGGAAAUGGGCAAGCGAGCAACGCGAGGCGCCGUUUUUCUGACCGGUCGCGCCCGUCACGCCCGGCUAUGCCGUGUUUGA